UCAAGUGGACAGUUGUCCAGGGAAUGAUGAGGAUGGCAGAUCCCUGUCUUUGUCCCUGGCUCUGGCUUCUUCUAAUAACGAGUUCUGCUUCCAGUGCAGAUCUCAGCUUCUGCUCAUGCGCGAUGUUUGGCUCCUGUGAGUUCCGAAAUGUUUCACGGGCAAGUCUCCUUAAUCAACAAAAUGUGGCAUUGGGAAAGGCGGCAACAAUGAGUUCCUACUAUGUGAACUCACGACUGAAGCAGGUGUCUGGUCCCGCCUGUCUCGCUGUCAACGGCAACACAAACACCACAUUCAGGCCUCUUAACCAGUUUCCAGACAGCCCCAACUGUAUUCACACUGGGGACGGCGACAGAGACCCCUACUGGGAGGUCAACAUGGCUCAACAUUAUACUAUUGCUAGCAUUACCAUCUACUGGAGAAAUGAAUCUCUUGAAGACAGUGAAGGAGUCAAGGUGACAGUUGAUGGUGAACUUUGUCAUGUCUUCCAGAACACAGCUUCUAACCCAUCAUCAUUUGCUUGUUAUACACCUCUGACUGGACAGACAGUCAGACUGUCAAAAAGCGACAACACGACAGAACAUUAUCAUCUCACUGUUUGCGAAGUUGAAGUGUGGGGUAUAAGCUGUGCAUGCUCUGCUUAUGGUUUUUGCGACCUCACCAACCAAGAUCUCAAAUCCAUUUCCCCACGAAAAGUAAAUGUAGCACUGGGCAAACCGGCAAAAAUGAGUUCCAUGUUCACCGAUGAACCUGGUCAAGAGGUCACUGGUCCCGCUUGCCUCGCUGUCAAUGGCAACAGAAACACCACCUUCAGACCUAUCAAUCUGUUCCCAGACAGUCCUAACUGUAUACACACUGAGAGAGGUGACCGUGAACCUUACUGGGAGGUCGACCUGGGUCAGCCAUACACCAUUGCCAGCAUCGCCAUCUAUUGGAGAAAUAUUUUAUACAUUGAACGCAGUGAUGGAGUCAACGUGAGCGUGGAUGGACAGUUUUGUCACACAUUUCAACAUCCGGUUGCUAACCCGUCAACAAUUACCUGUGGUACCUCGCUGACUGGACGAACCGUGAGGCUGUCCAAAGCCGAUCGCUCGACGAUAGAGUUCUACUUUUUAACUGUUUGUGAAGUUGAAGUAAUAGUUUGUGGGCCUGGUUAUUUUGGAACUGACUGUGAGAGGGUCUGCCCACAAGUCUGCGAGAAAAACCAGACCUGCAGUCCUGUCGAUGGAACCUGCCCUCAGGCUGUUGAUAUCACAAGUUCGACACCUUUGACACAUGACGUCACAAGAAUGGCUGUUAUAAUCGCAGGAUCGUUUUUGUGCGGCUGUGUUGUGACUGGACUCUGUGCGGCGCUUGUUAUGUGGCUGAGGCGGGUUAAAGGUCGCCAGGGUGGAUGUGACUCAAGUUCACAAGGUGGUGACGUCAUCAUGACAAAGAUCAGGGAGAAUACCCGGGUUUCCCCACCUGACGCUGCUGAAUGUUCAGGUUUUGCUCAGAGUGCAGCAGGAACUGCACAAGGCCCUGAUGAUGAUGACGGGUCUCCAGACUACGUCAACGUCAACAUGGAUGAGAGCCUGAAGGACGUCCGCCCAAAAAAGAAAGCAAAUGCUUACAAAGCUUUUCCCACGCGCAGGUCUGACCGACACGUUGCCACCAUCCCGGACUCGAGCUCGUCUGGCAAUGAAGACUACGAAGAGAUGAUGUAACCUGUUCAGAUGAUUCUCUAGAUCAGAAAACUAUCCUCGAUAUUGAAUCGGGUUGAUAAUUUGACAUGUUGAUAUUGAUAAUUUGAUAAUUUUGGUAUCUUAGGGUAAACCUCUAAAUGACAAACUUGGAAAAAUGUGUCACAUGCAGUGAAAAAUAUGUACGUGUAAGAAAAGAAAUCUAAACCAGGGAUCGUAAGGCCUCAAUGAAAUGGUAAAACUGUUUUACAAUCAGCAACUAGUAACUCCACCCUAAGGGUCAACACACAAACAUGGCUUCUUGUCGUGUCUCUUGUCCCUGCCGUGCAAUUAGCAAUUAUUUUUACUAGUCAACGCCGUUGUCUCCCUGUCAAAACAAAACCUCCACAGAUAUGAAUAAAGGCAUCACACACAGAGGCAGUAUCCACUCAAAGCACAUCAAAUCCAGUGACAGAAGAAGACAUCAGGCGAGACAAAAAGAAAGAGGUCAAUGACCCCAAGUCAUGACCUGCCUGGAAGCUGCUCAAUCCUAGCUACACAAACUCUAGAUGCAUUUUUUCUCCAUAGUUAUCUCGUUACAGACUUACAGUCAAUGAACGUGUUGCAGCUAGACACUUGGUUUGUUGUUUGUCCAACAGACAGUUUACUUGAAAUCGCGAGAUGAUUGGUCAUGACGUCACUAUAGAAGGCGGAUCUCGGACAUCGCAAUCCAGAUUCCCUAGCAAUCCUCGCGUCUAUUCUGUAAUAACAAAAAAUACAAGUAUAUUUCUACAACAAGGAUUUCGUUAACUAAAUAGUUUAAGUUUAGUAGUGCAUAAUCACCUUGAAUAAGAGGUAAAGUACAAAUUUACUGUAUUUAAAUGAAAGAUCAUAUCAGUAUCUUAAAAAAAUUAAAUAAAUAAGUAAACAAUGUGAAACAUUUUUUUUACACUUAUUGAUACAGUUUUAUCAGUCAUAGUACUUACUCAACAAUUAUAAAUACCGAUGUUUUGAGUAGUUACAUACAAAUAACUGUAUUGCAUAACCUACCCGUUGUUCUUUGUUACUAAUAAUUACUCCGGUAUUUUAUACCUAUCAAGCGAGUCUGAGAUGUUAAUAGAGUAAGACUGAAAACUAAAGUAUAAAGAUAAAAAUUAAACUUACAAAUAAACU
This is a messenger RNA of Pomacea canaliculata, 2831 nucleotides long. RefSeq lists its product as uncharacterized. The record is from RefSeq and is a predicted model, not a curated record. The transcript has 11 exons. NCBI's taxonomy places the organism in Eukaryota, Metazoa, Mollusca, Gastropoda, Architaenioglossa, Ampullariidae. The coding region runs from base 24 to 1703 and encodes 559 amino acids.